AUGGAUGCCGCAACGGCCGUGCUCUUGGCGCAGACGGACCACCAUCUGUUCGAGGUGGCACACCCGCGGCUCGACGUCUUCGACUCGCCGCGCUGCACGCGCCUCGCCACGCAGGCGUGGACGGGCCGGCGCCUCGUCGCUCUCGCCGCCACCUCGAUCGAACCGCGCUUUCGUGAUCCAGACAUCGCGGCCGUUCAUUCCGGCUCGCACGAGGCACAGCGACCGUUAGGCUCCGACGUGGCACCGGGCGCCAUUCCGAUCCGGCUGUGCGAGGACGCGUAUCCCGGGUGGAUAUCGGCUGCUGACGUGGCUGAAGGCGCCAUCCGUCACCUGUCCAUUGGCUCAGAGAGUGCAACGCGAGAGGCAGGCAAUGCGGGGGAUAGGGUCAAGCGGAAGGGCGGAGGAGGGGAGUGUGAAGGCGGAGGCACAGCAGAGAAUGGGGGCAUGGGGGUGGGGUUGGGCGUGGGGGAAGAGGCGGACUUGGCGGGGGAGAGAGAGGCGGCGGUUGCAUUCGCGGAGGCGGCGAGGGCGGAGGGCGAUCGGUACCUGUGGGGCGGCACCACGGGGCCUCACUUCGACUGCAGCGGGCUCGUGCAGCGAGCAUAUGCAUCUGCAGGAGUGUGGGUGCCUCGAGAUGCCUUCCAGCAGGUCAGUGCGUGUGGUGCGUGUUGUACCCACUCCGCUCACUGGAAGGCACUGCUUCAUGGCCCUUGUGAACCACGUCGUUCAACUGCUGCACUGCCUGCUUCUCACACCCCUCCCUGUUCUCACACCCCUCCCGCACCCAUCCCUGCUCUCACCCCUCCCUGCCCUCACCUCUGUCGCCUCUCACCUGUCCGCCUCUGUGCUGCACGCCGGUUCCCACACCCUACCACCUCCCUCUGUGCUGCACGCCGGUUCCCACACCCUACCACCUCCCUCUGCGCGCCUCCCCUUGCGGCGCACGUCACACCGCACAGCACCUCAAUCAUGCAUCGCCACUCGGCAGUCACACCCACUUCCUUCGGGUGUCUGAGUCGACUCAUCAUCACCUUUGCUGCUGCUCACGUCCCCAUGGUGCAUGCGUCACUGGCUGGCUGGCAGGUGUUCUUCGGCACCACACGUGCCACGCAUGUUGGCAUCGUAACCUGCGCCAAGCUAUUCCACCGCAUUCCACCACUCGCCACCGGGUCCAGCCCCUCCCACGCGCGUGAGAGCAGGCACAAACAUGCAGAGGAGAGCAUCCCGUGCCAUGCAUGCGGAAGCACCCCCUCACCCGCGCGGCACAUGGUGCAGGUGGCGUUUCUGCACAGCUCCGGGCUCGAUGACGGCCACGACGGCAUCGUCUCUGACCGCCUGCGCCUGCUGCUGCCCUGCCCUCCACGUCGCACUCAGGUGUCGUGCGGCGAGGCACGUGUGUUGAGGGAGCACGCUCAUGGCUCAGGUGACGCGUGUGUGUGCUGCCGUGGCGUGAAUAAUCAGGGCGAGGGGGGAUCGGGAGAGGAGAGGCGUCUGGGAGCGGAGCAAGAGUGGGUGAGUGCAGAGGGAGGCAGCAGUGCGUGUGGAGCAGGCGAGGCAGGGGAGGCGGGGGAGGCGGGGGAGUGGAAGGUGGUGAAGGGGUGGCAUGUGGGCAGCAGGGAGGUGGGGAGGAAGGGAGAGAGCGCGCAGGCCGCCGUGGAGGGCGAGCAGGGGCACAGGCGGGAGGGAGGGAUGACGGUGCUGGCAAGCCACACGGCUGGCAAUGACGAAGCGGUUUUGCCAGAGGGAAGGGAGGGGGCAAAAGAGGGAGGGAUGGGGGCAGCAGAGAAGGGGGAGGCGGUAGAGGUGCAUGCGCGGGGCAGGGUGGCGGUGCACUAUGGCGCCCAGCUCAGGGGCUUCGGGCGCGUGCUGCAUGCCCUGCCACCAUCGCUCGCCCACAUCCCACCCCACCUCGUGCUGCCCCUUCAGUUGUAG
This is a messenger RNA of Closterium sp. Naga37s-1, 1932 nucleotides long. Lineage: Eukaryota; Viridiplantae; Streptophyta; Zygnematophyceae; Desmidiales; Closteriaceae. The record is from the annotation of a GenBank genome assembly.